AUGUUUGAAGAACUCGCCUAUAAACAUCGUUUAAGAAUGAUUUGGCCUGAGCGUCCAGGUUAUGGCCUAAGUCAAGAAUGUAAUUCACAGAAAAUGACAGCGCUGGAAUGGGGAGAUGUAGUAGUUCAAUUAUGUGAUCAUUUACAUAUCAGACAAUUCAGUAUCAUUGCACAAUCCGUAGGUACUGUAUUUGCCUUAGCCAUCGCACAUCGUUACAAGAAACGCGUAGCUGGCCCCAUUUACUUGAUCUCUCCCUGGGUUUCAACACAAGCUGCAAACACCUUUAAAUGGACUCGGCGAUUGCCUGCACCCCUUGUGGCAAAAACAAUAUCUUUAGCUCUCGAUGUCAUCUGGGUAUUUAAUAAAUCCAGCGGAGAAGAAGAUGACAGUAGGAGAUCAAAUAGCAGCGAUAAAAAAUCAAGAAACACAAUGCUUGCAUUUGAAGAGGAUGAAUUACUAGCUUCUUUAGAUGAUGAUGUCGUUCUUUUGACGGAUUUUCCUCCCCAUCGUCCUUUACGUCAUUUCGUUCGCCCUAAGCACAUGUCCUUGUAUCUGGCCAUGAAUAAGCGUAGAAUGUCAGAAACCUAUAGUCAAGGUCAGUUAUGUGAUGUGAUGGUCGCACUAGAAAAGUACCACAUGUUUGGCUUUAAUUAUUCGGAUAUCAAAAUACCCGUUUCCGCUGUCUGGGGUGAUAAAGAUGGUCUUAUUCCCCAAAAGGCCAUUGAAAUCCUUGCCAAUAGUUUACAAGAUGUUCGCUUAAAGAUUUUGGAAAGUGAAGGCCAUGAUUUGGUCUGGAAAGAAGGUGUCAUGGAAUGGGCUAUAAGAGGAAUAGCUGAAAAAUACACUAAACCCAUUUAA
Molecule: messenger RNA, 858 nt
Organism: Mucor mucedo
Lineage: Eukaryota; Fungi; Mucoromycota; Mucoromycetes; Mucorales; Mucoraceae
Product: Alpha/Beta hydrolase protein
Exons: 2
Coding region: 1-858 (285 amino acids)
Source: RefSeq, a predicted model, not a curated record